This is a messenger RNA of Cyphomyrmex costatus, 556 nucleotides long. RefSeq names its product heterogeneous nuclear ribonucleoprotein A1-like. The record is from RefSeq and is a predicted model, not a curated record. NCBI's taxonomy places the organism in Eukaryota, Metazoa, Arthropoda, Insecta, Hymenoptera, Formicidae. The transcript is spliced from 3 exons. Bases 66 to 329 code for a protein of 87 amino acids.
AGAUUUAAACAGAGCAUUCAAUCGUUCUUCGUGUUUCAACGGGAAACAGAAAAACAACGAUCAUCAUGUUCAAAUACCUGGUGGUGUUCGGCCUCUUGGCCAUCGUAAAUGUCUGCUACGCCGGCUUGAUCGCACCUGCGAUCGCACCAGCAAUUGCCAUCGCUCCCGCUAAAACUGCGUGGGCUGCUCCUGCCUGGGGUGGUGCCGGAUGGGGUGGUGCCGGAUGGGGUGGUGCUGGAUGGGGUGGUGCUGGUUGGAAUGGUGCCGGCGGAUGGGGUGGUGCUGGAUGGGGUGGCGCUCCCCUUGGAUUAGGACUUAAGUUAGGCUAAAUCUCUUUUAUAUUGAUAAAAAACUCGCCACUACCCCAUCACUAUACACAUCGCAGAAUGUACUUCGCCUUUAAUAUCGGAUACAUACAAAUUAUUUGUUGAUUUCGCAAUUCUCCCUGAAUUCGAUAUUCGCAAAAUUCUUUUCUUUUUCUAUUAGAACAUCUUUCCUCCUUCCCAUUUGAAAUUGUUGACAAAUUGUUGAUAAGCGCCGCGACAAAAAAAAAAAA